UGCUGGUGGCACUUCUGGCCUCCGAACGCUGGGGGGCGUUGUGAUCUGUGCGUGGACGCUUGGAACUUGGGCGUUCACUGCGCAAGCGCAUUCUAAGCUUUAUGCCGUCCCCACGUGUGGACCUUCUCGGCAACUUUUUCCAGAAAAAUGCCCAAAAUCAAGGCGGCCCGGGGGGUCGGGGGUCAAGAAAAAGAAAAACAUGCGCCCCUAGCCGAGCAGAUCCUGGCCGGAGAUGCUGUGCGGGCAGGGGCCCGGGAGAAGCGGCGAGGUCGCGGAACCGGAGAGGAGGAGGAAGAGUAUGUGGGGCCUCGGCUCAGCCGACGGAUUUUGCAGCAGGCGCGGCAGCAACAGGAGGAGCUCGAGACCGAGCAUGGGACUGGGAGCCGGCCCGCGACGACGCGGGAGCGCACCACGCGGCUCGGUCCAGGAGUGCCGCAGGAUGGAUCCGAUGAUGAGGACGAGGAGUGGCCCACCCUGGAGAAGGCUGCCACGAUGACAGGGGUGGGCCACCACGCAGAGGUGGUCGUGGACCCCGAGGAUGAGCGUGCCAUUGAGAUGUUCAUGAACAAGAACCCUCCUGCCAGGCGCACCCUGGCUGACAUCAUCAUGGAGAAGCUAACCGAGAAGCAGACAGAGGUUGAGACGGUCAUGUCAGAGGUGUCGGGCUUCCCUAUGCCCCAGCUGGACCCCCGGGUCCUGGAGGUCUAUAGAGGGGUCCGGGAGGUGUUAUCCAAGUACCGCAGUGGGAAACUGCCCAAAGCCUUUAAGAUCAUCCCUGCGCUCUCCAACUGGGAGCAGAUCCUGUACGUCACAGAGCCUGAGGCCUGGACCGCAGCCGCCAUGUACCAAGCCACCAGGAUUUUUGCCUCUAACCUGAAGGAACGCAUGGCCCAGCGCUUCUACAACCUUGUCCUGCUCCCACGGGUACGAGAUGACAUCGCCGAAUACAAAAGACUCAACUUCCACCUCUACAUGGCGCUCAAGAAGGCCCUAUUCAAGCCUGGAGCCUGGUUCAAAGGGAUCCUGAUCCCACUGUGCGAGUCAGGCACCUGUACCCUCCGGGAAGCCAUCAUUGUGGGUAGCAUUAUCACCAAGUGCUCCAUCCCCGUCCUGCACUCCAGCGCAGCCAUGCUGAAGAUUGCCGAGAUGGAGUACAGCGGCGCCAACAGCAUCUUCCUGCGGCUGCUGCUGGAUAAGAAGUACGCGCUGCCCUACCGGGUGCUGGACGCCCUGGUCUUCCACUUCCUGGGCUUCCGGACGGAGAAGCGUGAGCUGCCCGUGCUCUGGCAUCAGUGCCUCCUGACCUUGGUCCAGCGCUACAAGGCGGACUUGGCCGCAGAGCAGAAGGAGGCCCUCCUAGAGCUGCUACGGCUGCAGCCCCAUGCUCAGCUGUCCCCUGAAAUCAGGCGGGAGCUCCAGAGUGCGGUCCCCCGAGAUGUGGAAGAUGUUCCCGUUGCCAUGGAAUGAGGAAAAGGUCACCCUUCCUGGUCCGAGAGGCAUGGGAGGUCACCAGGACCCUUGUUGGUGACUCAAGAUGACACUGAGUCUUUAUGGCUGAAGACAGCCAGGGUGGUGACAGGCCACUGGGCUA
Messenger RNA from Tupaia belangeri chinensis (Chinese tree shrew), 1591 nucleotides. It is a transcript of the gene BYSL, whose product is annotated as bystin like. The record is from RefSeq and is a predicted model, not a curated record. NCBI's taxonomy places the organism in Eukaryota, Metazoa, Chordata, Mammalia, Scandentia, Tupaiidae. The transcript has 7 exons. Gene Ontology annotation, cellular component: cytoplasm; preribosome, small subunit precursor; nucleolus. Gene Ontology annotation, molecular function: snoRNA binding. Bases 148 to 1467 code for a protein of 439 amino acids. Gene Ontology annotation, biological process: rRNA processing.